This is a messenger RNA of Leptopilina heterotoma, 1253 nucleotides long. It is a transcript of the gene SdhB, whose product is annotated as succinate dehydrogenase [ubiquinone] iron-sulfur subunit, mitochondrial. NCBI's taxonomy places the organism in Eukaryota, Metazoa, Arthropoda, Insecta, Hymenoptera, Figitidae. The transcript is spliced from 7 exons. The coding region runs from base 127 to 969 and encodes 280 amino acids. Gene Ontology annotation, molecular function: 2 iron, 2 sulfur cluster binding; electron transfer activity. Gene Ontology annotation, biological process: respiratory electron transport chain; aerobic respiration; tricarboxylic acid cycle. Gene Ontology annotation, cellular component: mitochondrial membrane. The record is from RefSeq and is a predicted model, not a curated record.
GCUGAUUCGAGUGUUGAAAAGAAAUUUUUUUUACAAUUUUUAAUUCGUUACAUAAUUAAAUAACAAGAAAAUAUUGUCGUUUUUAGUUUUUAAAAAAAAGAAAGAAGUGAAUAGUGUUACGCAAAGAUGGCGAACAUUGUCCCGCAAACGUGCAGAAAUGCAUUAAAACAAGUUCGAGCAUUGCACGUGUCAGCGGGACAGAGCGCAGAGGCGAGAUUGAAGACAUUUUCAAUUUAUCGCUGGAAUCCUGACAAGCCUGAUGAAAAACCUUACAUGAAAGAGUAUAAGGUUGAUUUAAAUACAUGUGGUCCGAUGGUUUUGGACGCGUUGAUUAAAAUAAAGAACGAAAUUGAUCCAACCCUAACGUUUCGACGAUCGUGCCGUGAAGGAAUUUGCGGAUCUUGCGCCAUGAAUAUUGGAGGAUCGAAUACUCUCGCAUGUAUCAGCAAAAUUGAGUCGGACUUGAACAGUGCGAGUAAGAUUUAUCCAUUGCCGCACAUGUACAUCGUUAAGGAUUUAGUGCCGGAUAUGACGAAUUUUUACAAUCAGUAUCGCAAUAUUGAACCUUGGCUACAACGUUCCGAUGCAAAGAAAGAAUCGACGCAACAAUACCUUCAAAGUACGGACGAUCGUCAGAAAUUGGAUGGAUUAUAUGAAUGCAUAUUGUGCGCAUGUUGCAGUACUUCCUGUCCAUCUUAUUGGUGGAAUGGAGACAAAUAUCUAGGUCCUGCCGUUCUAAUGCAGGCUUACAGAUGGAUUAUCGAUUCCCGUGACACCCAAUCCGACAAACGUUUAGAAAAACUGAGGGAUCCCUUCUCCGUAUUUCGAUGCCAUACAAUUAUGAAUUGUACCCGAACUUGUCCCAAGGGCUUGAAUCCCGGAAAAGCAAUUGCGGAGAUAAAAAAAUUGUUGGGCAACGUUAUCCAGAAACCAGCACCUGGUCUCAAUACAACUGCUCUUCAAAGUUAAACAGAGAGAAAAAAAAAGUAAAUAGGAAACGAAAAAGACUCGAAAAAUAGUAAUUGUUCUUUUUUCUUCUCAUAGUCGACGAGUCAUUUGCAAUACUUACAAGAAACUACAAUAUUUACAAAUCGAAUUCUUUUUCUAAAAAUUUAUCAGUUAAUCAAUUUCUUUGUUUUUGAUUUCAAUUUACUAUUUGUUAUACGAAACAGACGUUUCGUUAUAAUUAUAUAUUUUUUAGAACACAUUGUAAAGAAUGUAUUUAUAAAAUACAAUCGAAGAAAACAAAUUUA